Messenger RNA from Trichomycterus rosablanca, 694 nucleotides. RefSeq names its product heat shock factor binding protein 1b (gene hsbp1b). Gene Ontology annotation, molecular function: transcription corepressor activity. Lineage: Eukaryota; Metazoa; Chordata; Actinopteri; Siluriformes; Trichomycteridae. The record is from RefSeq and is a predicted model, not a curated record. The coding region runs from base 179 to 406 and encodes 75 amino acids. Gene Ontology annotation, biological process: cellular heat acclimation. The transcript is spliced from 4 exons. Gene Ontology annotation, cellular component: cytosol; nucleus.
UUUAAACAUGAGCUUUUCGGGUUUGGGGGGGAUCUCGCGAGAACUCACACAAUCUCGCCGGUGUUUGCAGUCAACACCAGCUGAUUCUUGUGGAGUCUGUUUAAUUCGGUUUAUUUUGCAUUUCGCAGAGUAUUAACUCGUUCCAGGUUAAUUGUUUAUUCACGUUUAGACAUUAAUAAUGGCAGAGACUGAUCCUAAAUCUGUCCAGGAUCUUACAGCAGUGGUGCAGACGUUGCUUCAGCAGAUGCAGGACAAAUUCCAGACCAUGUCAGAUCAAAUCAUUGGAAGAAUUGACGAGAUGAGCACACGUAUUGAUGACCUGGAGAAGAACAUUGCUGACCUGAUGACUCAGGCAGGUGUGGAGGAGGCAGAGGGGGAGAACAAGCCCAAAGGAGAGGCUUCUUAAUGAAGGUUGUUUAGUGAGGACGUUCCAGCAGACUUUUCCCCAGCGGUGACUGCUUAGAUUUGUGUUGUAUAGGUUUUUUUUUAUACUGACUUACGAUCAUAUUUACAAUUCCUAAUAGUGCAACUUCUUCAAAUGUAGGUUUUCUUUAAUACGUUUUUAACCCAGUUUAAGGCCAACUGACAGCACGGUUGAUGCCUGUUAUUGUAAUAUGAGCACUGUGUCUGCCAACCCGUCACCAUUCCACCUUCAAUGGAAUUUGUGCAAUUAAAAUGGUUUCAUACAAAACAA